CGUCACCGUCUGAACGCUUUACUGACCCCGCUUGUGAACAUCUCCUCUCUAGCCACGUCGGAGUGCUUGCUCUGACACUUACUCUGGGUCUAAUCUCGGAGCUUAGAGGAGUGUGCUUACUAUGGCGCCCACCAUGAAGCUCCCCGUGGUCCUAUAUCAUUAUGAUGGUUCUCCCUUCGCCACUAAGGUUAAGAACUUGUUAGCAUUGAAGAAGAUCCCUCACACAAGGGUUGCGGUCUCCACGACUCUACCUCGCCCCGACUUGGCCGACCGUCUCGGAGUAACCUACCGUCGGAUCCCGGUCCUUGCUAUUGGCAAAGAUGUCUACUGUGACACAAGCCUCAUCGCUGCCGUCCUCGAACGUCGUUUCCCUCCUUCCGAAGGGUAUGCCACGUUCUUCCCAGCACGCAAGGGAGGGGGCAAGGCAGACACCGGCAUGAUCAAGGCGCUGUCCUUCUCCUAUGGGGACCGUACCGUAUUCCCGCUGGCUGCGGAGAACCUACCAUAUAAGAAGUUCCCUCCGGAGUUCUUGAAGGACCGAAGUGCGUGGCUAGGACGGAAGAUCGACGCCGACGCGAUGGAAGCAAACCAACCAGUCGUGAAGAGCUGGCUGAUCUCCCACCUCACCCUUCUCGAAGAACAACUCGCUGACGGCCGCGAAUGGCUCAUGGACACCGAAACACCGAGCCUGGCGGACAUAACCGUGCACUUCCCCUGGGUCUGGAUGCAGCAGUUCCGGGCUCUGCGCGACCUCUUCGAUCGCGCGCGCUUCCCCGCAACCAUCGCGUGGAUCACCCGCACGACCGAUUAUAUCGCGAAGGUCGGCUCGCAGCAGCAGAUAGUGCUUGACAAUAUUGCCGGCGCGCGUGCUGCGGAGAUCAUUGCUUCGUCGCCAGCGCCCGAAGACCCCAAGAUCGUCGGAUUCGACGCGGGGGAGGCUGCGCGGUUGGGCAUCGAGCGCGGGCAGGUUGUGUCGGUCACCCCUUCGGACAACGGGAAAGUACCCACCGUUGGGAGGCUGGUUUCGCUGAACCACGAAGAGGUCGCGAUCGAAACGAAGGGCUCCUCAGGCACCUCCGUUCACUGCCAUUUCCCGAGGCUGAAUUUCGUGAUUAAGCCGGCGGCGCAUGGCGCGGGCGCGAAGCUGUAACUUGCGCUCUGUUCUUAUAUGACACCACCUACAGCCUCGGGUACGAUGCUGGAGUUGAAAGCACACACCUAUAGCACUGGUACUCCUGUACUGCCUCGCUCUUGUAUACAUACUAUCUCCUUAUGAAGC
Messenger RNA from Trametes versicolor FP-101664 SS1, 1279 nucleotides. RefSeq lists its product as uncharacterized. Lineage: Eukaryota; Fungi; Basidiomycota; Agaricomycetes; Polyporales; Polyporaceae. The record is from RefSeq and is a predicted model, not a curated record. The transcript has 7 exons. Bases 122 to 1150 code for a protein of 342 amino acids.